UGUAUUUCGGUAGGAUACGUGUUGCCAAUCUCUUUAUGAGGAACUCGGCAUGGCCUGACUGUAUCAUAUACACACGGGAGCGUUUGGGGCUCCAUGUUACUACGGGCGCUUGUGAAAAGCCAGUAUAUGCUGUAAGAGCAAUAGGAUAAGGAGACAGAGCACUGCCAGGCUCCUCUCAUAGGGCUGCUACAUUGUGAGGAGGUUUAAGCAAUGCACCAACAGGUGGCAAGCCUCAGACAUUAUCUAGCAAAGCGCCCAGGGCAUUGUUUCACCGGAGUGUGUCUCAAAAUGGACUACUAUUGGACCUCAGCGACUUACAGGUUGAACCCGUUACAGUUACGUGAAACUGCACACAAGCUUGGUUUGGUGGGGGUGGAGGAAGGAAACGGCAGCUGCGCCUAGCUCGCUUUUGAUUGGACCAGAGCGGUUUGUUAGGUUGUUGCCAAGACGACGUCCGUGGGCUGCGAUUGGCUGGCCUUGUUGCUUAGGGCGCAAGGGAACAAGUGGAGUGGGAUGGGGGCGUGGCUAUGACGGUUUAGCCUUCAUAGAUCGUGUGGGCGGUGACCGUGUAGCAAGUUCUCGGCGUUAGCAGCUCGAUUUCCUUCAGUGAAUUUUGUGGCAGGGACUGUGUGGAAUUUGGAGCCUGAAAUAGGCGCGUAAAGUGUGAUAACAAGUACUAUGAUGAUAAUUCAGAAGAAGGACUAACCACUAUUCAUUCAGGAAGGCAUGAAUAUGCAUUUAGCUUCGAGCUUCCACAAAUGCACCCCAAGCGGGCACAAAAGAAAAGACCCUGUGUUGCUGGUUAUGUACCUCAGGUCCAAUAUCCUUAAGUGCCAAAAUAGAAAGAAAGGGCUACACACCAGGUGAGUCAAUUCAGAUCUUCGCAGAGAUUGAAAAUUGUUCUUCCCGCAUGGUGGUACCAAAGGCAGCCCUUUAUCAAACUCAGACAUUUUAUGCCAAAGGAAAAAUGAAGGAAGUCAAGCAACUUGUUGCCAACCUGAGGGGAGAGUCCUUGUCGUCAGGGAAAACAGAGACUUGGAAUGGCAAGCUGCUGAAAAUUCCACCCGUUUCCCCUUCUAUCAUUGAUUGUAGCAUAAUCCGCGUGGAAUAUUCUCUUAUGGUAUAUGUGGAUAUUCCAGGGGCUAUGGAUUUAUUCCUUAAUUUACCAUUGGUAAUUGGCACUAUUCCCUUGCAUCCAUUUGGCAGUCGGACAUCCAGUGUGAGCAGCCAGUACAGCAUAAAUAAUUGGCUUGGUCUGACAUUGCCAGAAAGACCUGAAGCACCUCCUAGCUAUGCAGAUAUUGUAACGGAAGAGCAAAGGCAGAAUCUGAUGUCUUCAAAUGCUUGUAACAACUUUGAAUUGGCUCUUCAAGGACCACUAUUUGCAUACAUCCAAGAAUUUCGUUAUCUUCCCCCUCCACUAUAUUCAGAGGUGGAUCCUAAUCCAGAUCAGCCCACAGAAGAGCAUCCUUCCUGCCCAUCUCGCUGAGGGAUUCUUUUUCCUUACAGACAAGACUCUAAACUGCCUGCAAGAAGUUAUGGCAGUUAUGUUGUAGAUGCACUUCAAAGGAAACUGCUUUUCAGUUUGGAAGUGGCAGACUUAAUCAGCCUCUGGUCGUGGUUCCAGCACACGCUGCAUUAUAACGUAUGUGUGCUGUAUAUGUACGGAUGCUCUUCCACUCCCUUGUGGGCCCAGUGAAGAAGCUGCUGCAUUCGUACGUGGUCAAGAGAUGAGGAUGCACAUCCUAUUAGUACCAAUAUGGAUCCGCUUUAAGAUUUGCACACUCAGUACGAAUUUAGAGCAGCUUCAUUUCACUACAGCUUUCAUUCUUACCAACAUACACUUCAGCUUGGUUGUGUUUUGCACACCCUGAAGUGAACUAAAGUUUUGAGAAACUGAAAACUUACAAAUGCACUAAGCUUUUUUUUUUUUUUAUUAUUAUUUUUUUUUGAGUUGUUCUAGCCCAUUCUUUUACCCACUUAUGAACAUGCACCGUAUUGUCCUUUCUGGCUGCUUUCUCAGCUUGGAUUCAGCAAUCGAUAUGUCUACAAAACAUCUAAUGCCUUCACACUAAUCCUUACUGCUGUAUGUUGUCUUGCAGCCCACUGUAGUAGAAUAGCAGCAAUUUCAAGGGGUUAUUGAAAUACAGAAAGGAGACCUAAGGGACUAAAACGCUCAUAAAGAUUGUACAUCUAAAUUUCAUUCAAAGACUUGUUGCCUUUUUACUGUUGCCCCCCCCCCCCCCAAGCAGAAUUUUGUUACAGACUUCCUACAAAUCACUUAAACUCAGGAGAACUCAUUACUUGCCAAACCUUGGAACGCUAUUGGUGUUUUUAUGUUGCUCUGUUCCAUGUUUUACGAGUUGCAUGACUUUGUGCUGGCUGAUACCAUGUACAGACAGGAAAAGCUAAAAAAAUGGUUCUUUUGUUUAGUUAUAUGAGAUUCCCACCUGCUUAAAGAGGAGGCUUUUACUAAGUUAAAUCAGGGCAUUAAUUCAUGUGGCACUGUAGAGUAAAGGUCAGUAGACCAUAUGUAUGGAUAUCUCUUACAGGGACGAUGUGGCUUUCCCUGUCUUGUAGGCCUAGACAUCCAGUAUAUGGCUUGCUGGCAAACAAAAAAAAAAAUUGCAAUAAGAAAUGAAAGAGGCUCCAGAAUAAGUGUAAAUAGUGCACCAAGUUGAUUGUGUGGUCCAGGUGCACCAGCCUCAGACCCCCAGCUUAAGCGAGCGUCAAACUGAAAUACACGGCAAAAAUACAGAGCUACAGAGGAAUCCACAGGCUAAAAAUUGUAAGUAAAAAAAAAUAAGUAUAAGUCAUAGUUGAAAGUAUAUGCAUCUCCGUAGGCCCUACGCGUUUCAUAUCCACCUGCUAAAGAGGCUGCACAGUAUGGUUGGAUGCCUAUGCUAUAUCUUAUUUGAAAGAGUACUUCCAUUCAUAGAACAAAACAAAUGAAUCCUUGUCCAUAGCUAAAUAGUGAGGUUAGCAGGUAACACGGAAACCGUAAAGAACCCAGUGCAAUACCUUGGAGGUAUUGUUCUUUAUGGGGGAGCAACUGUUCUGGUAUGAAGCCAACAACCCAAGACCUUCUAGCUUCCCAGUAUGUUUGUAUUAGUCCUAGCACAAAGCUGAUGAAAGUUAGGAAAAAGAACUGUUCUAGAUGCACAAACUGAUGACAUUGAUUUAAGUUAGGACAUUUAGUUCCCUCCUACAAUACAGCCCUUCCCAUGGUUUUCUUUGUAGAUGUUGUUUUUGUGCAAGGCUUCUGUACAACAUUGACCCAUCGUUCCUUUUCCACUGUCCUUGUUCUCCUGGCUGUAAGUUUUGAAAUCUCUCUUGUUUCAAGAGCUCUCGACGUAAAAUCACAAAAAAAAAAAAAAUAUAUGCUUUUUUUUGUUAAGUGUCCUUUUUUUAAGCUAAUUUAGUAAAAUAAUUCCACAAUGAAAGCUUCCAGAGCGAAGAAUUGUAAGGUUAUAAUUAGUCACGUUUUAAGUGAUACAGAAGAUAUUCGACCCCCCCCCCUUUCCAGAAUUAUUGAGGAAAUAAGAGCAGUUUGACAUAUUUUGUACUGUGUAUUUCUGUUUCCUUCAAUGUUUUGUUGGUAAGUCGGUUGACUUGGCAUCAGAGCUAGUCUUUCUUAAUGCAAAGCCCAGAUUCAAUUUCCUAAGGGAAAAUCGACGUUUAUACUAUUUAUAAGUAGGGCUUAUAUUUAUUUCCCCCCUCAAUAAGUUCAGGUAGCAGAAAAAAGAACUUAUUGUGAGCUCUGAAUAGUUUUACUCUGGGUAUCUGCAUUUAUAAAGGAGGGGCAGCUGCUAUACUGCCAACCUCAGCUCCCAGCAGAAUCCAUUAAUUUGUCACUUUCCUUGGUGCUGUUGAUAUUGCUGGGCAAUGCCUCAGCCAAAAACAAGCAUCAUGGCAUUCCCCACUGGUAGAAGCUAUGCACAGGAGGAUUGUUCAUUUGUAUACAAUUCCUUUUACCCUGCUGUUUUUUUUUUAAUUUUUAGGGGACAAUAAAAGCAGAAUAAGCCCUGCUUAGAAAUAAUGUUUAUUUUUUCCUUUACGAGUACUGGGAACAAUUAUUUUUUUUGUUUGUCUAUGAGGAAAUAGGGUUAUGAAUGAAGAAGGGGUUGACCAAUAAACCCUAAUAGCCACUGCAAAUAUUUGUGACAUUUAGCAUUAUUAAAGCCACUGGCGCUGUAUUGCAUGGAAAUGUGGUCAUCAAAAUAUGCUAACAAUUCUGCAAAGUUUGUGAAAGUAUUUUGCUUUUAAUGUAUAGAGGCAUUACAUUUUUUUUUUAAUAGUGGUCAGUUUCUUUUAUAAACCAGAAGUUGACAACUUAGUCCAGUAUUGGAGAUUCCUGAUUGUAAAUUAGGAACAUGCGGAGUGAAAUCCGAAUGAUAGAGAAACAAAGUGCAAUAUUAAAUGUAUGUAUGCUUAUAGAUCUGAAUCUAUGGCUGUUUGUACAUUUAUUUUUUGUUUUGGUGCUGAACAUGUUAUUGUACAGGCUCCAGUUUGAAACAAACUUUAUGUUGGAAAAUGUUUUUGUUUUUUCCUUUUUGCUCUUCCUUGUUUAAAAUAUAAAAAGAUCAUUUUUGUAA
Xenopus laevis (African clawed frog) is the source of this 4595-nucleotide messenger RNA. RefSeq names its product arrestin domain containing 3 S homeolog (gene arrdc3.S). Gene Ontology annotation, biological process: protein transport. NCBI's taxonomy places the organism in Eukaryota, Metazoa, Chordata, Amphibia, Anura, Pipidae. Gene Ontology annotation, cellular component: cytoplasm; plasma membrane; lysosome. The record is from RefSeq and is a predicted model, not a curated record. The transcript has 7 exons. Bases 911 to 1489 code for a protein of 192 amino acids.